AUGGAAGAUGAGAAGCUUCAGCGACUACAAGAAAUGGGUUUCAGUAAGUUUGAUUCCGAACAAGCAUUGAGACAAGCAAACAAUAAUGUAGAAGUGGCGAUAACAUAUUUAUUUGAUGAAACCCGACAUCCAGGACAAGAUCAAUUGUUUAAUGAACCAUAUCAAACAGAUACAAUCCAAAUACUGAAUCCAGAAGAAAUUCCACAUUUUAAUGAAUUGAAUAACUAUGAACCCAAUUAUAAUGAUAACAAUUGGGCUGAAUCAAUCGUUGAAGAGAAUACUUUAUUCAAAAAUACCCCAGAAUUUGAAAGGAGUGAAAAUUCCCCACCUGCUGUUAUUCCAACUACCUUAAAUAGUGGGUAUAUAAGUGCAUUAUUUGUUGUUUUCAGUCAAAUUAAUUAUUUGAAGCAAAUCAUUUUAAACAAAGAUUUAAAACAAGAAUUCACAGAAGAUUGGUAUAAUCCUCAACAAGAUUCAAAUACCAAUUUUUUGAUUGAACUUCAAAGACUAUUUGGAUUUUUUACCUCGUUGAGUCAAAGAGCGUUUAUAAGUGCAAAUGGUUUGUGUAAUAGUCUACCCGAGGACUUAUUAAAUGUUCAAAGUCAAACUUGGGAGGAAGUUUGGAACAAUAUCGCUAAUUAUUUUAUUAAAGAGAUUGGAAAUAAUUUGAAUCAAGACUUAGAAGAUUUUUUUAUAUCGAAGUUUCGAAUGCUUGCUGAUGAUAAUGACAUUAGAUACUUCAAAGUUAUCGGUGUAGAUUAUUUCAAUAGAGAGCACUCAGUCACUGAAACAUUAAAUGGAUUAAUACUGAAAUCAGGUAAUUAUGAAGCUGUAGCACCAAUUUUGGCAAUGGAAUUUCAAGGAACUGAUUAUCCAGAAACUUCAAGCUCUUUCACAAUUGAAGAGUAUAUAUUUCCGGAAUUUCAUGUCUCCAAGUACAAAUCGUUUAUUGAUAAAAUGGAUCUAACAAAAACUCAAAUUGCAAAUGAAAGAAAAGCACUUACUUCCAAGAUGAUGUUAUUAACGUCAUUCGAAGGGAAAAAGAUUAAAAGCAUAUUAGAAAACACAAAGACUCAUUUAGCCAAAAUAGAUAAAGAUAGUUCAGAUGAUAUUUCCAAACUAGCGGAUAAUAUACAAAUUGAGUAUUCUCAAUUAAGUGAAUUACUACUGAAAACUAAUGCAAACUACACUAAAUUUGAUUCAUCAAAUCCCGAUCAUGUCAUAAAUUUAAUCAAGGUAGACCCAUCUUUAAAAGUACCUUCAAAAUAUAUUUUGAUAGCCGCAUUAUUUUCCGAAUCACAAUAUUUAUAUAGAACUGAUAGAGUCAAUGAAAAUGGUCCUGUUUGGACAGCUUUUGGUCGCAUGAAACAUGAAUUCAAAACCGAAGUAUUUAGUUAUGAAGAUGUCGUUAAUUACUUAACUGAAGAGUUCAAUCAAACAAAUAGAAACAUACUUUUGAUAUAUGCGGAUGAAACAGUAUUAAAUCAUCAAGAAACUGAAAUUUCUCCUAAUUUAGUUGAAUUUUUCAAAAAGGAUAAUGAAUUACUUAAAAAGCAAAUUGAAGCAUCAGAAGCGGAAGAUUUGAAGAGUGAUGAAAAUGACAUAAGCUUACUUGGUAAUUCAGCUGAAGAUAUAGUUGAGACUGAAAGAAUAGUAAAUAGUGAUUCAAAUUCUGAUUGA
Molecule: messenger RNA, 1680 nt
Organism: Lodderomyces pseudojiufengensis
Lineage: Eukaryota; Fungi; Ascomycota; Pichiomycetes; Serinales; Debaryomycetaceae
Exons: 1
Coding region: 1-1680 (559 amino acids)
Biological process (GO): protein deubiquitination
Cellular component (GO): cytosol; nucleus
Molecular function (GO): protein binding
Source: RefSeq, a predicted model, not a curated record